AUGUGUGUGCCUGAUGAGGGAACCGACAGCGGCCAGGGUCAGCCCCGAGACAACGGCUUCGGGAAAGCAAGCCAGCUAGAAAAUAACACGAAGACUCCCCAGGUGGGCUCUGCCUCCGAGGGUCUGCAGGUGCCCGGCCAGCACGAAGGCGCAGCGCGGCCCCGCCGCUGCAGGGUCUUCAACCCCUACACCGAGUUCCCGGAGUUCAGCCGUCGCCUCAUCAAGGACCUGGAGUGCAUGUUCCGGCGGUACGAUGCCGGGCGGGAUGGCUACAUUGACCUGAUGGAACUGAAGCUGAUGAUGGAGAAGCUGGGGGCCCCCCAGACCCACCUGGGCCUGAAGGCCAUGAUCAAGGAGGUGGACGAGGACUUGGAUGACAAGCUGAGCUUCCGUGAGUUCCUGCUUAUUUUCCACAAGGCUGCAGCUGGAGACCUGCAGGAGGACAGUGGCCUGAUGGCGCUGGCAGAACGCUCUGAGAUUGAUGUUGCCCUCGAGGGCGUCAAAGGCGCCAAGGACUUCUUUGAGGCCAAGGUCCAAGCUUUGUCAUCCGCCAGUAAGUUUGAAGCGGAGUUAAAAGCAGAGCAAGAGGAGCGGAAGCAGGAGGAGGAGGAGAGGAGGCUCCGCCGGGCAGCGUUCCGGGAGCUCAAGGCUGCUUUCAGCACAUAG
Molecule: messenger RNA, 666 nt
Organism: Orycteropus afer afer
Lineage: Eukaryota; Metazoa; Chordata; Mammalia; Tubulidentata; Orycteropodidae
Gene: EFHD1
Product: EF-hand domain family member D1
Exons: 6
Coding region: 1-666 (221 amino acids)
Cellular component (GO): mitochondrial inner membrane
Molecular function (GO): calcium ion sensor activity
Source: RefSeq, a predicted model, not a curated record